UAGCCACUCCUAUUUUUCUUUUGUUAAAUUGAACGAAGGCUACCAUUAAUUAAACAAAGGGGCGACGAUCCGGAGGAAAUCGCUCGGUCUUCUUAUCGAGAUUUUAAAAGGCAAGUAAUUGCUAGCGAGCGAAGGAUGGAAAGAGACCGAGGAAAGAUCAGAUCGAUCGAUUCGAUUAUUUCCUCUUAGACUUCGAUUCCUUUUCUUCGUUCCGAAGAGACGCGGAUUGGAGGAUUCUUUCUGUUGUUGGAUCUUUGUUGCUGUUAAUAAACACAAGAAAGGAGGAGGAGAAGAAGGGAGAGAGAAGAAGGGAGGGAGGGAGGGGGGAGGAGAGAUGAAAGGGAGGGUAGAUAGGGUUAGGGUAUCGAAGGCGCGGCUUGGCGGGGAGAGGGGCUCGCCGUCGGUGGGAGCGGAGCUCCGGCAGGCGUCGUCGCAGACCGUCCGUCUUGGCCGAGUCCAGCCCCAGGCACCCACCCACCGCACGAUCUACUGCAACGAUCGCGAGGCCAACCUUCCCGUCCGGUUCAAGGGGAAUUCCAUAUCGACUACAAAAUACAACAUUCUGACCUUUAUACCAAAAGGGUUGUUUGAACAGUUCAGGCGGGUGGCUAACCUGUACUUCCUUAUGAUUUCAGUCUUAUCUACUACACCAAUCAGUCCGGUUUCUCCCAUAACAAAUGUUCUUCCACUCAGUCUAGUGCUUUUGGUCUCUCUUGUUAAGGAGGCUUUUGAGGACUGGAAGCGUUUCCAGAAUGAUACAUCAAUUAAUAGUACCCCUAUUGAUGUAUUGCAAGGUCAAAGAUGGGAAAGUAUUCCCUGGAAGAAGCUGCAGGUCGGAGACUUGGUGAGGGUUAAGCAAGAUGGGUUUUUCCCUGCUGAUUUGCUAUUCCUUGCUAGCACAAAUCCUGAUGGUGUUUGCUACAUUGAGACUGCAAAUCUUGAUGGGGAGACUAAUUUGAAGAUUAGAAAAGCAUUGGAGAGAACAUGGGAUUAUUUGGCUCCUGAGAAAGCUGCUGAAUUUAAAGGGGAAAUGCAAUGUGAACAGCCAAACAAUUCACUGUACACCUUUACUGGAAAUCUUAUCAUUGAAAAGCAAACAUUGCCUCUUUCUCCAAAUCAACUUUUAUUAAGAGGAUGCAGCUUGAGGAACACAGAAUAUAUUGUUGGGGCUGUUAUAUUUACAGGGCAUGAGACAAAAGUUAUGAUGAAUUCUAUGAAUGUUCCUUCUAAAAGAAGUACAUUGGAGAGGAAACUCGAUAAACUCAUACUUGCUCUUUUUGGUUGUCUCUUCAACAUGUGUCUCAUUGGAGCCAUUGGAAGUGGGGUGUUCAUCAAUCGCAAGUACUAUUACCUAGGUUUUUUUGGAGAUGUGGAGCCUCAGUUCAACCCUGACAACAGAUUUGUGGUCACUAUUUUGACAAUGUUUACCCUAAUAACAUUGUAUUCAACUAUCAUCCCCAUUUCUUUAUAUGUAUCCAUUGAGAUGAUCAAAUUUAUUCAGUCGACUCAAUUUAUCAACAAGGAUUUGAAUAUGUACCAUGCUGAAAGCAAUACCCCUGCAUUGGCACGGACGUCGAAUUUGAACGAGGAGCUUGGACAGGUAGAGUAUAUAUUUUCUGAUAAAACAGGAACAUUGACAAGAAACUUGAUGGAGUUUUUUAAAUGUUCAAUUGGUGGAGAGAUAUAUGGCACUGGUAUUACUGAAAUAGAAAGAGGAAGAGCAGAACGGAGUGGACUAAAAAUUGAUGAGGUUAGAAGUCCAACCAAAGCAGUGCAUGAAAAAGGUUUCAACUUUGAUGAUCCUAGGAUUAUGCAUGGUGCUUGGAAAAAUGAGCAUGAUCCGGAGAUUUGCAAGGAAUUCUUCAGAUGUCUUGCACUAUGUCAUACUGUUCUUCCAGAAGGUGACGAAUCUCCAGAAAAGAUUACAUAUCAAGCUGCAUCACCGGAUGAGGCUGCUCUAGUAACUGCAGCAAAAAAAUUUGGGUUCUUUUUUUAUAGGCGGACACCAACUACGGUUGUGAUUCGUGAAUCACAUGUCGAGAAGAUGGGCAAAAUUCAAGAGGUUGCAUAUGAGAUUUUAAAUGUUCUAGAAUUUAAUAGCACAAGGAAGCGCCAAUCUGUGGUGUGUCGAUACCCAAAUGGAAGACUUGUUCUUUAUUGUAAGGGUGCUGAUACCGUGAUAUAUGAAAGAUUGGGGGGUGGAAAUCAUGAUAUCAAAAGAUUAACCAGGGAGCAUUUAGAAGAGUUUGGAUCUGCUGGCUUGCGUACACUCUGUCUGGCCUACCGCGAACUAAGCACUGAUUCAUAUGAAAAAUGGAAUGAGAAAUUUAUUCAAGCCAAAUCUUCUUUACGAGAUCGUGAAAAAAAACUUGACGAGGUGGCAGAGCUAAUUGAAAAGGAUCUGGUGCUAAUAGGUUGCACUGCUAUUGAAGAUAAACUUCAAGAAGGGGUGCCAUCUUGUAUAGAAACUCUAUCUAGAGCUGGGAUAAAGAUUUGGGUGCUAACAGGGGAUAAAAUUGAAACUGCAAUAAAUAUAGCUUAUGCAUGCAACUUGAUCAAUAAUGACAUGAAGCAAUUCACCAUCAGUUCAGAAACUGAUGCAAUUAGAGAGGCUGAAGAUAGGGGGGACCCCGUAGAAAUUGCACGUGUUAUUAGGGACUCAGUAAAACAGGCUCUGAAACGAUGCCUCGAGGAAGCUCAGGAAUACUUGCAUGCUAUAUCAGGAACAAAGUUGGCCCUUAUAAUUGAUGGCAAAUGUUUGAUGUAUGCACUGGACCCAAAUUUACGUGUGAAUCUGCUCAACUUGAGCUUGAAUUGUAGUUCUGUAGUUUGUUGUCGUGUUUCUCCACUACAAAAGGCACAGGUCACUAGUCUGGUUAAAAAAGGUGCUCGGAAGAUCACUCUGAGUAUAGGUGAUGGUGCAAAUGAUGUGAGUAUGAUUCAAGCUGCUCAUGUUGGUGUGGGCAUAAGUGGACUUGAAGGAAUGCAAGCUGUAAUGGCCAGUGAUUUUGCAAUUGCUCAGUUUCGCUUCCUUACUGAUCUUCUCCUUGUGCAUGGUCGAUGGUCAUACCUCAGAUUGUGCAAGGUUAUCACCUAUUUUUUCUACAAAAAUCUUACCUUUACAUUGACUCAGUUUUGGUUUACUUUCCAAACUGGUUUUUCUGGUCAGAGAUUCUACGAUGAUUGGUUCCAGUCAUUGUAUAAUGUCAUUUUUACAGCACUACCAGUUAUCAUUGUUGGAUUGUUUGACAAGGAUGUCAGUGCUUCUUUGUCAAAAAAGUAUCCGGAGCUUUACAGAGAAGGAAUUAGAAAUAUGUUUUUCAAAUGGAGAGUCGUGGCAGUAUGGGCUUUCUUUGCUGUCUAUCAGUCAUUGAUUUUGUAUUACUUUACGACUGCUGCAAGUCAGGCUGGUCACAAUUCAUCCGGGAAGGUAUUUGGUCUUUGGGAUGUCAGCACAAUGGCCUUUACUUGUGUUGUGGUGACUGUCAACUUGCGCCUUCUUAUGGCAUGUAAUUCAGUUACACGGUGGCACCAUCUAAGUAUUUGGGGGAGCAUAUUAGCGUGGUUUGUGUUUAUAUUCAUAUACUCAGGAAUAAUGACCCCAUAUGACAGACAAGAAAAUGUAUUCUUUGUUAUCUAUGUGUUGAUGAGCACUUUUUAUUUCUACUUCACACUUCUGCUCGUUCCUGUUGCUGCACUUCUUGGCGACUUCUUAUAUCAAGGGUUUCAGAGAUGGUUUUACCCCUAUGAUUAUGAAAUUGUUCAGGAGAUUCACAAGAAUGACCCUGAAGAUAGCAGCAGGAUUGAGUUGCUGGAGGUUGCCAAUCAUCUAACACCAGAUGAAGCUAGGAGCUAUGCGAUUUCCCAGCUUCCCCGGGAAAAAUCCAAGCACACUGGUUUUGCUUUUGAUUCACCAGGUUAUGAGUCAUUUUUCGCAUCACAGCAAGGUGUUUUUGCACCACAAAAGGCUUGGGAUGUAGCCCGUAGAGCCAGUAUGAGAUCGCAGCAAAGAAAACCGAGAAGCUGAUUUAUUUUUUAUCUAUGUACAUUUUUGUCAUUGACCCUCACGAGCUGAUAUAUAUGUAGUUGUACCAUAAUUCUUGCCUUUUGUUUUUCUUUUGUUUUUUGUCCUUUUUGUAUUUUUACACUUGUUAGAUGUUUUUUUUCUGGUAGUGCACUUGUUAGAUGUUUAUUCGUUUCCUUGGUUACACAUAUAAGCUCAAGGAAAAUGCAACUGCAGAGGGUCUCUUUCUGGAAAUUCUCAAUGCCAUUUCUGGUGAUUGUACCCUUAUUUCUUUUUUUCA
This is a messenger RNA of Phoenix dactylifera (date palm), 4304 nucleotides long. RefSeq names its product aminophospholipid ATPase 3 (gene ALA3). Gene Ontology annotation, molecular function: ATP binding; ATP hydrolysis activity; magnesium ion binding. The record is from RefSeq and is a predicted model, not a curated record. Gene Ontology annotation, biological process: phospholipid translocation; Golgi vesicle budding. Lineage: Eukaryota; Viridiplantae; Streptophyta; Magnoliopsida; Arecales; Arecaceae. Gene Ontology annotation, cellular component: trans-Golgi network; plasma membrane.